UUAAUUAAGUGGAAACGUAUCUUAAUUAGGGGAAGGAAGACACCGUGUCUUGAGACACGUGUUGAGUUGUGGGUGUUCAGAAGCAAACCGUGUCUCUCUCCCUUCUUCGAUUUCGUCGACGACUCCGACGUUCUCAUCUCUCAACCAUGGCUUCUCCUUCUGUUUUAGAGCAUCGUCCAGCUUCACUCGAUGCUACAGCAGAUCCACCCGCUCUGUUCGACGGAACCACAAGAUUGUACACAAGCUACGGUUGCCCAUAUGCUCAACGUGUUUGGAUCACCAGAAACUUCAAGGGUCUGCAAGUAAAGAUUAAGCUUGUUCCUUUGAACCUUGGGAAUAUGCCUGCUUGGUACAAGGACAAAGUCUAUCCUGAAAACAAGGUGCCAGCACUUGAGCACAAUGGAAAUAUCAUAGGGGAGAGUCUUGAUUUGAUCAAGUAUCUCGACAACACUUUUAAAUCAUCUUCCUCACCAAUCAAAUGGCGUCUUUGUCUGGUUCCUAAAUUAAUGAGAUGGUCGUAGAGAACACUGAUGAGAUAAGAUGGACGUAGGAAGACGACAUUUGAUUGGGUCCUCUGUCGUAACAGCGACCGUAUCCAUCACCUGGAGCUGUUCUGAGGAGAAACGCAGAGACGGCAUCCUCGCAGAAGAAGAAACCAAACUCUCAUUUCACGGAAAUCACAAAGAGAGGCGAUGGAAAAGAUGGUCUUGGUGAUGCAGAUUGAGAAAGAGAGAGAGAGACUUAUUCUUGCCCUAUAUGUUUGAUUUUCUCCAUAUACAUGUAUGACCUUGAGAGUAGUUUGUUUACUGGUCUGGUCUAGUGAAAACAAGUAACCAUACUUUAAAUGUGAAUUAGCAUGUAAAUGUUCUAAGUGUUGAAAAUGAUGGUUGAACAAAAGGUAAUAUCUGUUUAUUUGCAUGUAAA
Molecule: messenger RNA, 924 nt
Organism: Brassica napus (rape)
Lineage: Eukaryota; Viridiplantae; Streptophyta; Magnoliopsida; Brassicales; Brassicaceae
Product: glutathione S-transferase L3-like
Exons: 6
Coding region: 147-521 (124 amino acids)
Molecular function (GO): glutathione transferase activity
Source: RefSeq, a predicted model, not a curated record